AUGGAAGCCCAAUAUAUGGAAAUAAUGGAGAAUGAGAAUGAAGUAUACAACAUCACCGAAAGGUACCAACCAUACACUAGAAACCAAAACGACGUAAGGGCCCGAUUGGAAUGGAAUGGACAUUUGAGAAACUAUCUUGAAAAAGAGUUUGAUGAAAUACUAGAAGAAGAUGUGGAAGAUAUGGAGAGGUACUACACAGAAGAUAUGGAUAGGGAAGAAGUAACAUUUCCCGAGGAACUACUGAGCCCCGCUGCUUACCUAUCUCAGAUUGAGGAACUACCCAUGGUAAUCACCGAACAUGAAGAAACUGUGACGAUGGAAGGGAUUGAACAGAUCAAAGUAAGUAAGAAGUUAGAUCCCGAAGAAUGA
Acaulospora morrowiae is the source of this 369-nucleotide messenger RNA. NCBI's taxonomy places the organism in Eukaryota, Fungi, Glomeromycota, Glomeromycetes, Diversisporales, Acaulosporaceae. The record is from the annotation of a GenBank genome assembly.